AUGAAGCCCGUAAAGAAACAACGCGAGAGGCCUUCAAAUACAUCUGGCAUCUUUGACGACGCGAAAGCAAGAAGCAGGUUGGGUUUGUGCUGGAUGGAGAUAGCGCGCACGACGCGUACAGUCGGCCAACUGAUCGUCCUCUCAUCUUACUCCCCAGUUCAGAUGGACAAAGCUCUCUCGCUCCCUGAAAUACGGCACCAACUAUGCGAACAGAUCACCAUACAAGGUACACUGUUCAAUCUGGCCCAGACCUCUACCUCGUUCCAGCAGCCUUCCUUAAAUCGGCUGUGGUCGGGCGAAAUCGCACCUAUACCAAUAUCCCAUCUUCGCCACGUUGUCGACCCCAACGCUAUCGUCAUGGUUGAGGAAAGAACGAAGGUUGGAACGAUCGUGGACUUGAACCUCGGUUCUGAGGACUGGGAUCGAAUCUCCAUCCAUACAAAACGGAUUGUUCACAUGUCGAUAAAUCAUGUCCCAUCCCUUGAACCCGACUUCCACCAUUCGGUGCUUGUGAAGCUGUUAUCGACGUCCUCAAGUCUCGAGGGAGGUUUCCCGCGACUGCGACACCUCAUUGCGGGCUACAGCAGCAGGUCCAGCAGAACCGAUGAUCUCCACACUUACAUCCGCUUCUUUUCUCCACAACUCUUGUCUGCGACUGUCGUAUGCGACCCCGAAAGCAGGCCGAAGAUGGUGAAGACUCUUCUGGAACGAUGCCCAGAUCUGCAGCGUCUGAGCGUGAUAGACGAACACGAGACUAUGAACUCGCCUGAUUCAAUGUCUCGGGUAUCUUCCUUGGUCACCCGUUUUCUCUCUUUGUCGACGCUAAAAUGCUACAAUCUCAGCCGAGAGGCCCUGUUGAACAUCUCUCGUUCAUCCCAUCUCCGCCAUCUCGUUCUCGCAAAUCAAGAUUGGGAUCAAACUAUCAGUAACGCGUUCGGCCUUCCGUCUUUCACGCUUUCGUUCCCAGCUCUUCAAAUACUCGAGUUGAACCCGCACGAAUCUGCCUCUGUGAUAACGUUUCUCAGUAGACUCGAAGCAAUUCCUCGGAUCCUCAAGAUAGUUGGCUCAGACCUGUCGAUCAAUGUCGAUGAGAUGCUAGAGAUCUUCAUGGUUCUGUCUCAAGCUCGACGGACACAGCUAUCGGAACUGACCUUAGACGCGAGGUACUCCGCGACAGACUCUGAAAACGUCAUCACAAUGAGUACGCUCAGGCCGCUCAUGCAACAUCGUGAACUUCGCAACCUUUCGAUCAAUCUUCCUCACGUUAUAUCACUCUCUGUUGAUGGCAUCCAGGAGUUCCGUCAGGCGUUUCCAAAUCUCGAGAAGGUCCAAUUCAAUCCAUCGUCUAAGUCAUCGAUAUCGCUGGAUUGGCUUUUCGCGCUCUCUCGCGAGUGUCCUAAACUAACCGACGUCACGCUCCCCCUGGACGUAUCCACCCAGAACAUGCAAGCCAUUCAUCCGAAUGCACCGGCGGAGCGAUCCCACCUUCAACAUGCUCUUCUAUCCCUGCAUGGUACCACAAACAUCGACAUUCUUUUGCAGACGACUGCAGCGCACUUUCCAUCGAUGACAACGCUAACUUUGGAUGAGCUCCGGAGCUCCGGAGACGACUCGGACGAGGAUACAGGAGCAGUAACGAUGGCGUGUAUCGCGCCGCUUCUACAACUCGACCAGAUCCGAUCCCUGUCUCUUCAUCUCGCGCGCGUCUUUCAGCUCACGGACACCGAUGUUCUGCAUAUCGCCACAGCUUUCCCCCAUCUCACCUGCUUAGAGCUCGGCGGCUGGUCUUCCGAUAUGCUGAACAGCCUCGUGGUCACCAUUGACACGGUGUUAGCCCUGACAGACCUCUGCCCCAGCUUGAGCGAGCUCACGAUCCGUGUCGACACCACAGACUGCUUCAACAGGUCUAGCCUUGAGCAGCGUCUCGAGGUACGAGAAGGCCGUCCCAAUAAGGUCCUGAAGAAGCUCGACUUCCUUUAUUCGACAAUCAAGGGCAAGGACGUUGGCGAUCUCGUUAUCCUCUUGGCGGUCGUCUACAAGCGCCUCAGCUCCCUAUCUAUCGGCGGAUCCAUCUUCUUCCGCCCUGCAUACUUUCUGGUGGAGAAAUUGUUCAGAGCGGUUCGGGGGGUAGAGAGGUUUCGAGAACUCGGUGUACGUGACAUCCCCAGGCUGCGCGCGGCUCUGAAGCCUAUCCUUGAAGAACAGCAGAGGCCCAUCGCGGACUUUAAUUUCCCAGAACUAAGAGUAUUACCUGACGGAGACUCUAGAGGUCGUGGGUGUUUUGGAAACCGCGGAUUUGCCGCUCGUUGCAUCUUGCUUCCCUCCACGAUUGCAGCACCAGGAUACAGACCAACCAUGCAUUCGGCACUCAAAUUGACAGAAAUCCUUGAAGAGGUCUUUUCUUGCUUCGACGACAUGGACUCCCACACCCCGUUUUCUCCUCCCUAUUCUCGUUUCUUGCGCGGCAGAACUCUGGCCCGUCUCGCGCGUACAUGCAAGGCCUUCAAAAAACCUGCUAUUGAUGAGCUUUGGUCAGAUAUUCCUGCUUUGACGAUAUAUGAGUGCUUGUUACCUCAUUUGACGGUCAUGUGGAAAGAUGGUGACCUCGAUCCGUACGAGUGGCGCAGUCGGGCUGCGAAUAAAACAUGGGUAGCAGAUGUCCGACCUCUUUCCAUUACCGACCAGCUUAACGUGGUGGAGUACACUAGUGCCAUCCGUAAAUUGCGCUUUGCUUCAUUCACCGAGACAGCUAUCGCGCCUCCAGCUCUUCGCGCACUACUUUCCCUGCCAGGAGGUGUCGAGGCUGCGUUUCCCCGACUGAACCACGUUCACGUUGGUCAUUUUUUGCCAUCCCUUCUUCAAGUAUAUCUUUCGUUUGUUGCCCACGUGGGAAGCAUCCACAUAGACUCUUUCAACGUUGAUGAUGACCUCACCGAGUUUCUCACCGGUUUCACGACUCGGGAAGGACCGCCUGUUCGGGGGAUGGAUUUAUCGCUUUUCUAUUCAGGAAGCGAUUCCGAUCCGGAAUAUCAAAAUCUGCCGCCAGCGUUAUCUCAGGCUAUCAUGCGCUGCCAGCACCUUCGCACACUUAGAUGCGCUGAAAUGGAUCAAGCAACUCUAGUGCACCUAAGCCAGCUCCCAUCGCUUACCUCUCUUGAACUAGAGAUCAUUUACGACAUCCGCUCUACGCCCACAUUACCAUUUCCAUCUCUGAAGUCACUCACACUGGACUUUCGACUCUACGUCUAUGCUGUAUUUUUCAUCUUCAAACUAGCUCGCAUACCCUCCUCCAUCACGCUGCGGACUAAGGACCAGCCGUCUUCUCACGUAUCUGGCCAAUUGUUCAAGGUUUUGUCACGGCGAUGGCACUCCGAAGCUAAGCUGCAACACCUCACGCUCAGCCACACACACUUUGAGUGGCACCCCACCGAUGACCAGCCAACCACGAUUUCGACCAUCCGGCCUAUUCUGAGGUUCGCAGACAUGCGGAUCUUCGACUGGAUCUUCCCAGGCGAGAUCCACCUGACGGACGCGGACGUGGCGCUCAUUACGGGGGCAUGGCCGCUCCUUGAGCAGCUACGCAUCCAGUCCCUCUCCAAGGACUACGUGCCCACUACCACCCUCGGCAGCGUAUUCAUCGCAGCGCAUAACUGCCCCCGCCUGGGACGCUUCACGAUGCACGUCGACGCGUCACAGUUUGCCGAUGUAUACACAAAGGACGCCCACGCAGAUCUGUUCCGUCGUGAGCGUAUGAAGGCGAUCGAGCUCGGAAGGUCCUUCAUCGACGCGAGGGGGUUGGCUACCAUCGCUGCCGCUUUCGCGCAGGCGUUUCCUCGCCUGAGUUUCAUCCAACUGGAUAUGCCUGUAGCUGACGAAGACAUCGACGACUCGGAGGCGAUAGACGUCGACGAAUCGGAGGAGAGUCAGGGGACAGACACCGACGACUCGGAAGCAACAAACUCGGACAUCGACGACUCGCAGGCGAGAGACACCGGACCGAGGCCGUAUGGAGGACGUCUCCUCAAAGCCAUUGAAACGCUGCGCCAGGCUAAAGAAAGCUGGAGGAUCACUUCGUGGACCGAUGAAGCAGCACUAUCCAUUCUCGUUCGGUACUUUGAGGCUUCGUGGAAUACGGACAGAAAGGGAACGUACAGUAACUACGACGAGAUUCUGUCAUGUCUUUGAGUCUGCGG
Molecule: messenger RNA, 4193 nt
Organism: Coniophora puteana RWD-64-598 SS2
Lineage: Eukaryota; Fungi; Basidiomycota; Agaricomycetes; Boletales; Coniophoraceae
Exons: 5
Coding region: 1-4185 (1394 amino acids)
Biological process (GO): SCF-dependent proteasomal ubiquitin-dependent protein catabolic process
Cellular component (GO): SCF ubiquitin ligase complex
Source: RefSeq, a predicted model, not a curated record